Molecule: messenger RNA, 2194 nt
Organism: Amphimedon queenslandica
Lineage: Eukaryota; Metazoa; Porifera; Demospongiae; Haplosclerida; Niphatidae
Product: cilia- and flagella-associated protein 52
Exons: 14
Coding region: 16-2091 (691 amino acids)
Molecular function (GO): protein binding
Source: RefSeq, a predicted model, not a curated record
UUCAAACAAUCAAAAAUGAUGGCAGGAGGAGACAAAACUUCUGAGCAGCUUGAAAUGGUCAAUACUAUAGGCUUUAAUGGUCGUGUGCCUAAUGGCCUCCAUGUACAUCCAGGAGGAGAACACAUCAUCUAUCCACUGGGCAGUACAGUCAUUAUACAAGACCUUGCUUCUAAAAAGCAGCAAUUCCUCGCCGGUCACUCUAACUACAUAUCCUGUUUGGCUUGUUCACCCUCUGGACAGUAUUUGGCAUCUGGCCAGGUGACCCACAUGGGUUUCAAAGCUGACGCUAUUGUCUGGCGUUUCAAUGACGACGACGAAAGGAUCUACUGUCGACUCACCCUCCAUCGGGUUAAAGUGCAGGCGAUAGCUUUUUCACCGUCAGAUAAAUACCUGGCGACCCUAGGAGGGACUGACGAUAACAGUCUUGUUAUUUGGGAUCUUGAGAAGAAGUGUGCACUCUGUGGACACGAAGCCGCCAUGCAAAGCGCCGGAGAUGUCUACACGAUUGCUUUUAGUAAGAAAUCCGAUAGCAUUCUAGCCACAGGAGGAGACCUCACGUUACGAGUAUGGGAGGUAUGCGUGACAGAGAAGACUCGUAAAGUUGUACCAACAGAUUGUAACCUUGGCCAGCUCAAACGUAUCAUUAAUAGUAUUGAGAUGUGUGACGAUGGGUCAAGUAUGUUAUGUGGAACAAGUACAGGUGACACUCUUUUGGUUAAUGUGAACACGUGUCUAUUGAAAGAAUAUGGACCACAGAAAGAAAAGUACAGCCUGGGUGUAUCUGUAUUGAAAGUACUACCGUCUGGGGAUUUCCUUAUUGGAACUGGUAAUGGAACUGUUGCUGCUUUGAGGGGAAAGACUUACAAAUGCUUCAAGUCUGCAACAGUCGAAGGAUCCAUCACUUCCAUAGCAGUGAGAGGCAGCGGUCAUCAGUUCCUCGUUGGAACGUCUGUUUCCCAAAUCUACUUGUUCCAGUUUAAUGAUUUCACAUAUGAGCUCCUCAGAUCCUGUCAUGCAGACCUCAUCACUGAUAUAUGCUUUCCAAGAGAAUCUUCAGAGUUGUUUGCGACCAGUAGUCACAAUGAUGUUAGGGUAUGGCAUUCCAACACUAGCAAAGAGCUCCUCCGCAUUCAAAUACCAAACCUCCUCUGCAAUGCUUUGGAGAUCACUCCUGAUGGAAAGGGAAUCAUAACAGGUUGGGAUGAUGGAAAAAUAAGAGUGUUUUUGCCCGAGAGUGGCAAACCAGCCUAUACAAUUCACAAUGCACACAGCAAGGGUGUAACAGCGUUGUCGGUCACUUCAAACAGUAAGUCAAUUAUAAGUGGAGGAGGAGAGGGCCAGGUUAGAAUAUGGGAUAUAUUUUCAGCCAACAAUCAGAAAAUGAAGAUUGCACUUAAAGAACACAAAGGAGCUAUUUCUUGCAUCAAAAUCAGAAGAGAUGAUUUGGAAUGUGUGACAGCAUCUACAGACGGAACAUGCAUCAUCUGGGACCUAGUUAAGAAUACAAGAGCUCAAGUGUUAUUUGCUAAUACACUAUUCAAAGCAAUUUGUUACGAUCUUCAAGAAUGCCAAGUCAUAACUGGAGGGACAGAUCGUAAAAUUGGUUACUGGGAGACUUACGAUGGGUCACAGAUAAGAGAGCUGGAGGGAUCUCAGACUGGGAGCAUCAAUGGAAUGGAUAUGUGCCAGAACCUCUUUGUGACUGGGAGCAGCGACAAGCUCAUUAAAUUGUGGAAGUAUAACGAAGGAGAAGUCACGCACAUAGGCAUUGGUCAUAGCGGAGAGAUUAAUCGCGUCAAAGUGUCUCCAGAUGGCCGCCACAUUGUCAGUGUAAGUGCUGAUGGUGCAAUAAUCCGAUGGAGGAUGCCUGUGCAUCUACUGGAGAAUGAAGAGGAAGGAGCAGAAGGAAAGGUAACAGGAUCAACUGAACCGAACGAGAAGCCAAUAACAGACGAAGAAGAAGAGAAAGAAGAAGAGGAGAGAGAAGAAGAGGGAGACGGAGAAACUGUCAUCAAGCAAGAAGAGGAGGAAGAGGAAAAAGAGGGAGAAAGAGAAGAAGGAACACCUGCUCCUAAUGUAGAGACUGAAUGAGCUACAUUAUCAUACACUUACACACAGACACUAACACACACUAUCAUCAAUAGGAGGUACAUUAAAAUUACAUUAACAAUAAGAUGCAUUAGUGUCUAUUGUA